Molecule: messenger RNA, 1155 nt
Organism: Polyodon spathula (Mississippi paddlefish)
Lineage: Eukaryota; Metazoa; Chordata; Actinopteri; Acipenseriformes; Polyodontidae
Product: cytochrome c oxidase subunit 4 isoform 2, mitochondrial-like
Exons: 5
Coding region: 131-655 (174 amino acids)
Biological process (GO): mitochondrial electron transport, cytochrome c to oxygen
Source: RefSeq, a predicted model, not a curated record
CUGUUGUGGAAGUCUCCGCAGCCCUUUAGCUGAGUGAGAGAGAGAGAGACAGCAGCUGGAGAGAAAGGGAGAGUAAGGGACAGUUACUGUUAGAGUUUCACACCUACUGCUGUUCAUUAACCUGAGAGCUAUGUCUCCAUUCCCAGCCUUGCGAAUGGGAGGUCUCCUGGUCAGGCGAGGGAUAGCUGCGAACGUCAGUGUGCGGGCUGCUCAUGGGCACGAGAUUUCGAAACAGGAAGACCUGUCUCUGCCGAUGUACUGGGACCGCAAGGACACCCCCUUGCCUGACAUCCCCUUCCAAAAGGCCCUGACAACGGCCCAGCAGUCCCUCAAGCAGAAAGAGCUGGGCUCCUGGAAGAACCUCUCGGAGGAGGAGAAAAUCGCCCUGUACCGCCUGGCGUUCAACCAGACUUUCGCAGAGAUGAAAAAGCCAACCCAAGAGUGGAAGACUGUGGUGGGAGGCGUGCUGAUCUUCAUCGGCCUCACCGGGCUGGUGGUGUGGUGGCAGCGGGUCUUCGUGUUGCCGCCUCAGCCUCACACCCUGAAGGAGGAUUGGAUCGCAGCGCAGGCCAAGAGGAUGAUUGACAUGCGAGUCAAUCCAGUCGAGGGCUUUUCCUCCAGAUGGGACUACGAGAAAAACCAAUGGAAGAAGUAGGAGGAGGGCAGCCUGUAUUGCUGCUCCUGGUCCGUCCAGCUGCCACCUGAAUGUCCUGAUUGACCUGUAUGCUGUGAGCACACUGUAACCCACAUUCACUUAGUCCUGCCACUCACUUUGGGCCAGACCUACUAAAAUUUCGAUCCAGCGCCGUGCAACGUUUACCCGUUUAACCCAGUUUAUUUCUUGUUCCGAAACGAUAAUUUCACAAGCUUCUCUGUCACAUUUUCAAUAGUUUCUUUCUAGUUUUGAAAAAGUUUAUUUUUCUUAGGAAAGUACUUUUCAUUUUUAAAACUUUCCUUUUUAAAAAUUCCUCACUAAAUGAAAUCUUAGUUUGUGGUUAUUUCUGUGGAAUGCACCUUACUGAAUUCUUAAGAAAGGAGUUUUUUCAGAGCGUUGGGUGAUCGGCUUACAUGUCUGACUCAAAGAAACAAGGGAAACUUUCCUCUCAUUCGGCCUCUCUUAUUUGUACUAAAUAAAGAAUACAAAGUCUAACCUGA